Mercurialis annua (annual mercury) is the source of this 5823-nucleotide messenger RNA. Its product is annotated as homeobox-DDT domain protein RLT2. The record is from RefSeq and is a predicted model, not a curated record. Gene Ontology annotation, molecular function: DNA binding. The transcript is spliced from 18 exons. The coding region runs from base 341 to 5626 and encodes 1761 amino acids. Gene Ontology annotation, biological process: regulation of transcription by RNA polymerase II. NCBI's taxonomy places the organism in Eukaryota, Viridiplantae, Streptophyta, Magnoliopsida, Malpighiales, Euphorbiaceae.
AUUUUAUUUUAUUUCAACUCUUCAAGAACAAAACCAAGAAAAAAAAGAAUAAUAAAAUCUCCAAUUUUCUUUUCCAUUACUAUAUUAAUUACUUUUAAUUCAAUUCAUACACUCAUACAUAGAUAAUAGACUAAUAAUUUAAUUUAAUUUUUUCUUUUUGUUUGACGAAAAAGUUUGCCAAUCCACGGCCGCAUAUUUCAAUCUCAAUCUCACUCCUAAUAAACCUAAUCAAUCAUUACAAAUCUUCAGAAAGCAAAUUCAAUCUCUAAUUUUGUAAAUUUGGGGAGUUCGAUCUGUCCAUGAGCUGCUGAUUUUGAUAUCUAGGGUUUGUUUCGAAGAAAUGGAAGUAGCUGGCGGCCGCGGCGGUGGUGGUGAUAGUGCCGGCGAUGGUUCGGAGGCGGAGAAGAAGACGGCAGAAGGAGGAGGAGGAGAAGUUAAUAAGUCUAAAAGGAAAAUGAAAACUGCUUCUCAGCUUGAGAUUCUUGAAAAAACUUAUGCUGUGGAGACUUAUCCAUCGGAGGAAUUGCGAGCUGAGCUUUCGGUACAGUUAGGGCUUACGGAUCGCCAGCUUCAAAUGUGGUUUUGUCAUAGACGUUUGAAGGACCGGAAGGGUCCGCCAAUUAAACGACAGAGGAAGGAUGAGUCACCGGCGCCAUCUGCGACUCAGGCUGGCCAGGAAAUGGGGGUGGAAACUGAGGUUAGAAAUGAAGUUGUGGCUAUGCAUGCUUCGGCGUCUAGUCCGUUUACUCAUGGAAUGGAUUCGAGGCGAGUUGUUACGAGGACUCCAGGGGUGGCUGUUGCAAGGAUUUCUACUGAUAUGUCGGCAAUGAAGAGGUAUUAUGAAUCCCAGCAGUCUAUUUCUGAGCUUAGAGCCAUGGCCUUUGUGGAGGCUCAGUUGGGAGAGCCGUUUAGGGAGGAUGGUCCGAUUCUGGGAAUGGAGUUUGAUCCUCUACCGCCAGAUGCAUUUGGUGCACCUAUAGGAACAGCUGCUGUGGGGCAGCAGAAGCAUCCCGGAUGGGCAUUGGAGUCCAACUUAUAUGAGCACCCUGAUGUGAAAACUAUCAAGACUACAAGGCCUUUACAUGAAUACCAGUUUCUUCCACAGCAACCAACUGGUAGAGCAGAUGCAUAUGAGAGACUUACCCCAUCUUACCACUAUAGCUCACCAGCUGACAAUCAUAAUGUCAAGUCAACUGCAUUACCCUCAGCACGAUCAUUCAUGCAUGCAAAUGAGCAAGUAACCUCUGGAUAUGGUUUUUCAAGUCCGUUGCCGAGUUUGAAUCUUAUGCCCCAAGAAAGCAGACAGGGCCACCUCUUGCCAUCUUCUGCGACAGAAUAUGAUACUGUACUACGAAAAAGCUCAUUGACCAAUAUCGGUGUUGAUGCCCACCCUAUCACUGCACUGGACAAUCCAUUCACGCUACCUGAUAGAAGGGUUACUAUUGAUGAGGAUGUUUUGCGUAUUGAGAGAAAGCGCAAGAGUGAGGAGGCAAGGAUAGCUCGUGAAGUUGAAGCCCAUGAGAAGAGGAUUCGAAAGGAGCUUGAAAAGCAAGAUAUCUUGAGGCGAAAGAGGGAGGAGCAGAUAAAGAAAGAAAUGGAAAGGCAUGACCGAGAAAGGCGGAAGGAAGAAGAAAGGUUAUUGCGUGAGAAACAGCGAGAAGAGGAGAGGUAUCAGAGGGAGCAAAGGCGUGAACUAGAGCGUAGAGAGAGAUACUUACAGAAGGAGUCUAUGAGAGUUGAGAAAAUGCGACAAAAAGAAGAACUUCGCAGAGAAAAGGAGGCAGCUAGGCAAAAGGCUGCUACCCAGAGAGCAAUUGCACGUAGAAUUGCUAAAGAGUCUAUGGAAUUACUUGACGAUGAACGCAUAGAACUCAUGGAGUUAGCUGCCUCAAGCAAGGGAUUGCCUUCCGCAGUUUCUCUUGACUUUGAAACUUUGCAGAAUCUUGAUCUGUUUAGAGAUAAGCUGGUUGAGUUCCCUCCAAAAUCAGUUUUAUUGAAGAAGCCAUUUGCAAUUCAACCUUGGAAUGAUUCUGAGGAGAAUGUUGGGAAUCUUUUAAUGGUUUGGAGGUUUUUAAUUACCUUUACGGAUGUUCUUGGGUUGUGGCCAUUCACUUUGGAUGAGUUUGUCCAAGCUUUUCAUGAUUUUGAUCCAAGGCUAUUAGGUGAAAUUCAUGUUGCUCUUUUAAAAACCAUAAUUAAAGAUAUUGAAGAUGUUGCAAGGACACCUUCAACUGGAAUUGGGGCAAAUCAAAACAGUGCUGCCAAUCCUGGAGGUGGUCAUCCACAAAUUGUUGAAGGGGCGUAUGCUUGGGGUUUUGAUAUACGUAGCUGGCAGCGUCACUUAAAUCCAUUAACAUGGCCUGAAAUAUUGCGACAAUUUGCGCUCUCUGCUAGAUUUGGGCCACAGCUAAAGAAAAGAAAUGUCGAGCCAGGAUAUGUCCGUGAUGAAAAUGAGGGUAAUGAUGGUGAAGAUGUAAUUACUAAUUUACGCAAUGGAGCAGCAGCUGAGAAUGCGGUUGCUAUAAUGCAGGAAAGGGGAUUUUCUAAUUCACGCAGAUCUAGGCAUCGGUUGACACCUGGUACUGUCAAGUUUGCAGCAUUUCAUAUUCUUUCUCUUGAAGGAAGCAACGGUUUGACAAUAUUAGAAGUUGCCGAAAAGAUUCAGAAAUCUGGACUAAGGGAUCUUACAACAAGUAAGACACCGGAAGCUUCAAUUUCUGCUGCUUUGUCAAGAGACUCAAAAUUGUUUGAGAGAACGGCUCCAUCAACAUAUUGUGUGCAUCCACCGUAUAGGAAAGAUCCAGCUGAUUCAGAGGCAAUACUUGCAGCAGCAAGAGAAAGAAUCCGGAUUUUUAAAAGCGGUAUUGUAGAUGGAGAAGAUGCUGAUGAUGCAGAAAGGGAUGAAGAUUCUGAAAGUGACAUGGCAGAUGAUCCCGAUAUUGAAGAUUUAAGUACUGACUUGAACCCUAAGGCGGAGCUUCGCAAUUCUCCAGAUUCAACUAAACUCGGUGCAAAAACUUUGUCUGAAAACGGAAAUGAGAGUAGUGAUGUCAUUAAAACUCCCCAGGUCCGGCUUCCGGGUGAUAGUUUAUCUUCAGUGCAUUCUGACUGCAAUAUCGAUGUAAAAGGCAUUUCUGAUAUUACUGGAAUACUCAUUAACGUCAAAGAAGAAGAUGCAGAUAUUGAUGAAAGCAACCUUGGUGAACCAUGGGUUCAAGGACUAAUGGAGGGUGAGUAUUCUGAUCUGAGUGUUGAGGAGCGCCUUAAUGCACUUGUUGCAUUGAUUGGUGUGGCAAUUGAGGGGAACUCAAUCCGAGCUAUCCUUGAGGAGCGCUUAGAAGCAGCAACUGUUCUAAAGAAACAAAUGUGGGCAGAGGCGCAGCUUGAUAAACGGCGUAUGAAAGAAGAGUAUGUGAUGAAAAUGCACUACUCAUCAUUUACAGGAAGUAAGGUGGAACCUAACCUUACAAUGUCUACACCAGAGGUUAGGCAAAGCCCAUUGGUUAAUGUUAAUGAAAAAAGUGGUGAGAUGUCCGGGAAUGCUGUUACUCAGCAGGAACAGUCCAUUGAUCUUCGGAGCGAGAUGAAUUAUCUUAAUAAUAUGCCUUCUGGAGGAAACCUUCAAAUGCAAGAUCUCUCCAAUGGCCCAGAUAAUCUUCUAUAUAUGCAACAAGGACUUGCUACAGAUAAGUCUCGCUCACACUUUAAAUCCUUCAUUGGUCAUAAGGCAGAGGAGCUGUAUGUAUAUAGGUCAUUGCCUCUUGGUCAGGAUCGCAGACGUAAUAGGUACUGGCAAUUUACAACAUCUGAUUCUUGCAAUGAUCCUGGCUGUGGCAGAAUCUUUGUCGAGUUACAUGAUGGUCUUUGGAGGCUUAUAGAUUCUGAAAAGGGAUUUGAUUCGCUAUUGACAUCCUUGGAUGUACGUGGGGUUAGGGAAGCUCAUUUGCUUAUGAUGCUACAAAAAAUUGAAAUGUCGUUUAAAGCAGCUGUCAGGAAAAGGAUGUCAGGUGCUGUGAUAGAGAGAUACACUGGGGUUACUGCCAAAUCAGAAGCUGUCGAGAUGGUUACUGGUGCUGAUAGCCCAAGCAGCACUCUAUGUGUUGCAGAUUCUGACAUGUCCGAAACCUCAACAUCUUUUGCAGUUGAGCUUGGAAGGAAUCAAACCGAGAGGAAUCACGCCUUGAAGAGAUAUGAAGAUUUUGAGAAGUGGAUGUGGAAAGAAUGUUUUAAUUAUUCGGUAUUAUGUGCCAUGAAGUAUGGGAAGAAAAGAAGCAGCCAACUACUUAGUGUUUGCGAUUACUGCCAUGAAAUUUUAUUCGCUGAGGAUGACCAAUGUCCUUGCUGUAGGACAUGUGAGAAACUGAGGGUUGGUCUUGAUUAUGAUUGGCAGACAUCAGCUGUUCCAUUGAGGAUUAAAUUGCUUAAAAUGCUAUUAGCUAUGAUCAAGGUUUCUCUUCUGCCCGAAGCUCUUCAACCUGUUUGGACUAAUGUUUAUCGGAAAUCAUGGGGUAUGAAACUGCAACACUCAUCGUCAGUUGAAGACUUGCUUCAGAUUCUAACAUCUUUGGAGGGUUCUGUUAAGAGGGAUUAUUUAUCCUCAAAUUUUGAAACGACCAGUGAACUUCUGGGGUCGAGUCAUCCGUCUGGAGAUGCUGCUUAUGGUUCUUAUCAAAUAGAAAAUGUUCCCGUACUUCCAUGGUUACCACGAACAACGGCAGCAAUAGCUUUAAGAGUCAUGGAGUUCGAUUCAUCCAUUUCAUACGUACUGCAUCAAGAGGUGGAGUCCCUGAAGGAGAAGGGCAAUGGAGACCUCAUUAAUCGUCAAAAGUAUCCUCCGAAGUUUUCCAUUGUGAAAAGCCCGCAAGAUUAUGAAGCCAUUGAAACACCUCAGAGAGCUGGGUUAUUUCAAGAAGAUAAUUGGGCAGAUGUAGGGGUUAGUUCGGCUGGAAUCACCCGUGGACAGGGAAGCCGAGCCCGAGGUCGAAGUAGUACCAGUUGCACAAAGUCCCAACCAAGGGGGGUUGGUUCUAGGUCAGAAACAAGCAAGAGAAGUAUAACCGCAACCAAUAACAAAUCGGGGCAGAUAUUUUCAUGGAAAGGGAAAUCGCGUGCAAGAGGCCGUAAGCGUGGUCGUCGCACUGCAAAAAGUAGGCAAAAGCCGGUAAAGAGAGCUAUGGAUGUUGCUGCUCAGACGAGCAUUGCUAGAGAAUCAAUCUAUCGGAAAAUACCGACGAAUUUGGAAAGGGCUAAUUGGAAUGUAGAUGAAACAAGAUUCCAGUUACCCGAGGCUCAGAAUCUAAGCAGUUCCGAAAGAUCAGAGUAUGAUGAUGAAAAUGGUCAAGCUACGGGAGAUGAAUAUGAUCACUUGGUGGCUGAUGAUUAUGCUGUUGCUUUUAAUGGAAAGUCGGAUGACUUACUGGGAAGUGAUUAUAUUUUGGAUCCCAAUGAGGAAGAGGAAGACGAUGAAUAUGAAAUGGAUGUAAAUGACGAUGAUCAAGUAGACAUGGAUAUCGAAGGAUAUAUAAACGGGGACUCUGAUGACGACAUAAUCAGGGAUGGGAAUGAAGAACAGAAUGGGGAUCCAGACGAAGGCAUUGAAUCUUCGUCAUCAGGUUUCAGCGAUUAGCGACGAUUCGAGCAUAGAGUAUUUUUGAAGCACAAGAAAGCUGUUUCAAAUUUGUAUUUUGUAGUCUUCUACAUAUCAUCCUUAUGUAAUUGUAGUUCAUGUAUUUAUAGAAGAAAAUGUAAUUUGUGCAUAGCUGAUAACAUCUUCCAUGUUUUGGAAAUUAAUCAUCAAUCAAUAGUCUCCUUUCAACUUUUAAA